ACAAACUGAAAUCAAUCAAACCUUUUCUGGCUCUGGCACUUGUUCUCCUUUCCUCAGAAGAACUUUUUCUUCCUCGCCAAGGCAAAGAACAGCGAACAAAAGAUGCUCGCCACGAUUUUCGAUAAGAUCCUAGAAAAGGAGAUGCCCUCCAAGUGUGUCUACGAGGAUGAUGUGUGCUAAACCUUCAACGACAUCUCUCCGCAAGCGCCGACUCACUUGGGACAUUGCAUUAUGAGAAAGAAAAGCGAAGUGUUCUAAUAUCACUGUUGGUCGUAGGUCGUGGAAAAAUGAAGAUGAGCAUCAAUCGUUCUAUUUGAGCUCGUCCAUUGAUGUGUUCCGUUUUAGUUCUAGCUGUUGCUGUUGGUACGAGAACAAUAAUUAUCAUCGCGGAGUAGAAGCAGAAGGAUCCAUCACCCUCUUGCUAUUCGAGAAAUAAACUAUCAUUUUCACCUGUCAUAGUCCUUUAACCGGAACCUCCUCUUCUCUUUCCUUCCACCCCUGGCUUGAACCGACUUCUCUCCUCUUUCAUUCCCCUGUACAUCGCUGGCAAAGUUGGACGUGAAAAGUGCGGAGAAGACGGCUUCCGCGUUGUGGUGAACGACGGCGAGAAAGGUGGUCAGACUGUCUACCAUCUCCAUCUGCACGUUUUGGGUGGACGCCAACUCACCUGGCCACCGGGUUAAGCGUUUCAACCGCACUUUAACUGACAGUAUAAGAGUGGAGACUGGAGAAAAGCGAUUUAUUUGAUAUUUCUUGGUUUAGGUAGGAGUCAGUGGAUGUGGAGAAAGGUGGAAGCACAAGCACAAGCAGGAAGUGUUUUGACAUUUCUUCCUCUAGGUAGGAGUGGACGUGGAGAAAGAUGGAAGCAGGAAGCUGCUUGCGUGGACGAGAGGGAGAAUGUUGGAAGCAGGAAGCCGCUUUCAUGUUUGUCAAGUGCUGUUUGCUUUCUUAAAACGAAACGCAUAAAGAAGAUAAAGGUGACUUGGAGUCGGUGGAGAAGAUUUGAGGGUCUAUCCUCACACAACAUAUUCAAUACAUGACAAGAGCGACGCACUUCAUUGCGAGCAGACGACCAAGUAGAAGGUGUCCUUUUUUUUUAUUCUGGGAGGUCAUCGUCAU
Molecule: messenger RNA, 1119 nt
Organism: Amoebophrya sp. A25
Lineage: Eukaryota; Dinophyceae; Syndiniales; Amoebophryaceae
Source: the annotation of a GenBank genome assembly